Molecule: messenger RNA, 1222 nt
Organism: Panicum hallii
Lineage: Eukaryota; Viridiplantae; Streptophyta; Magnoliopsida; Poales; Poaceae
Product: RING-H2 finger protein ATL43-like
Exons: 1
Coding region: 146-940 (264 amino acids)
Source: RefSeq, a predicted model, not a curated record
CUGCGUUCCAGGCCUCCUUCCAUUCCACCCCAUCCCAGCUCGCCUCGUCACGAACACCGCCCGUUUUUCCACUUCCACAGCUUGCCAUGCGGAUCUUUUCCCACGAGCGAUUCAUUCUUCGAGCGCCGCCCAUGAUCGAGACGGGAUGACCGCGCCGAUGGCACCUCCCCCGCCGGCGCGCCAGGACGUGCGGUCGCCGCCACCGCUGCCGCCGCCCCUGACCGUGGACGUGGCUGUCAUCGCGGGCGUGAUCACCGGCGCGCUCCUGGCGCUCUUCCUCUUCCUCAUCUACGCCAAGCACUGCAAGCACCGCGGCCACGGCGGGGGUAGGCCCGGCCUGGGCAUCGGGUUUGCGCCGUCCUCGUGCGACCGCUGCCGCUCCGGGCUCAGCGGCUCCGCGGUGGGCGCGCUCCCGGCGGUCCGGUUCGGCGACGCGGGCGGCGCGGGCGUGGGGGCCGGCCGCGCCACCGAGUGCGCGGUGUGCCUGGGCGCCUUCGACGCCGCCGAGCUGCUCCGCGUCCUGCCCGGCUGCCGCCACGCGUUCCACGCCGAGUGCGUCGACACCUGGCUGCUGGCGCACUCCACGUGCCCGGUCUGCCGCCGGCGCGUCGGCAGGGGGGACGUCGACGUCGACGUCUCCAUCGCGAUCGUCCCCGAGCCGGAGCCGGCAGCACGGCGGGAGGGGCCCGGAGACCUGGCGCCGGUCGCGGGUAUGGUGGUGCCCGGCCAGCGCUCGGCCGCCGACGCGGAGUUGCAGCCGGCGGUGCACCACCGGCCGAGCGACCAGCGGUGGUCGACGGACGGCUUGGUGGACCGGGUCGCGUACCUCGAGGCGGCGAGACAUCGUCGGGACCUGGGCAUCCUAGUGGUCAGCAGCAGCAGUUCCCACGGAUCACGAGGUUCCCCCAGCGCCGUCACGCCCACGCCGCGGUCCCGCUAGCUGAGGCCUGAUGGCGCCGCGUUCAUCUGCUGCUCCGUGAUCUUGCUCCUGAACAUGGAACGAGCUCCUUGAUAUUUAGUAGAUAGCUGAUGCUUGUUCAUCGAUCGGUCGUGUCCAUGUACAAAGUUAGCGACACGUCGGUAGGAUACAGUACAGUGAUAGGGUUAAGACUGGAGUAAGGAAUUGUAAUCUCGAUGUGCUAUUGGGGCAAUGAGGUGAUGGAGACCACUGAUGGCUGCAGCUUCAACGCAGGAAUUGCAAAGCCUUUUUGUGGCCAGGAAA